Molecule: messenger RNA, 246 nt
Organism: Auanema sp. JU1783
Lineage: Eukaryota; Metazoa; Nematoda; Chromadorea; Rhabditida; Rhabditidae
Source: the annotation of a GenBank genome assembly
AUGUUCUGCCAAAAUCGAACCAUAGUUUUUCAUAAGCAAUUGCAAACAUUCAAUCAUAAAAAGAUGAUGAUAAUGAGCUUGAGGCCGAGGCCGAAGUUGCGCAACUUUUCGGGCUCUUUUCAAAAUUCACCUAUUCUUCUGCGAUUGAUAGAUUCGUUAUAUUUCUGUGAAGGACUUGUUCGGAUUCUUGGUUGUUUUAGAAUUUUAUAUAUAGGGAGCCUGAAGAAUUCGCCUGAAAAGUUGUGA